GAGGCGGGAGAGUGAGGGAAAGGCUGGAAGACGAGUGACAGCCCUCCGCCUGGGCCACACCAUUAUCCUGAGCUCACAUCCAGGAUCAGCAAGGGCCAAAAAAACCCCAGCCUGCAGGAUGUUUCCUCAGUGAGAGGAAAGCCACUGCACAAUGGCAGUUUUUGAUACUCCUGAGGAGGCCUUUGGCGUCUUACGUCCAGUCUGUGUUCAGCUCACAAAGACCCAGACGGUGGAGAACGUGGAGCGUCUGCAGGCACAGUUACAAGCCGUGAGUGACUCCGCCCUUCAGGAACUUCAGCAGUACAUCCUCUUCCCUUUGCGAUUUACUCUGAAGGCCCCGGGUCCCAAAAGAGAGCGCUUGAUCCAGAGUGUGGUGGAAUGCCUCACGUUUGUCCUCUCUUCAACAUGUGUGAAGGAACAGGAGCUUCUCCAGGAACUCUUUUCGGAACUCUCUGCUUGUCUGUAUUCGCCCACCUCCCAGAAACCCGCAGCUGUGUCAGAGGAGUUGAAAUUGGCUGUGAUCCAGGGCCUGAGCACAUUAAUGCACUCGGCUUAUGGGGAUAUCCUUGUGACUUUUUAUGAGCCCUCCAUUCUGCCUCGUUUAGGAUUUGCUGUGUCUUUACUGUUAGGCCUAGCAGAACAGGAGAAAUCGAAGCAAAUUAAAAUUGCUGCCUUAAAGUGUUUACAGGUUCUGCUGUUUCAGUGUGAUUGUGAAGACCAUCCAAGGUCCUUGGAUGAGCUUGAGCAAAAGCAGCUGGGGGACUUGUUUGCUGCUUUUUUACCUGGAAUCUCAACUGCACUGACCAGGGUUAUCACGGGGGACUUUAAACAAGGGCACAGCAUUGUCGUGUCUUCCCUACAGAUCUUUUACAAGACAGUGGGCUUCGUUAUGGCUGAUGAGCAGCUCAGAAGACUCUCAAAGGUCCAAGCAAAGCCUGCAGUGGAGCACAGAGUAGCAGAGCUGAUGGUUCACAGGGAAGCCGAUUGGGUAAAAAAUACCAGCGACAAGUUGACUAUCCUUAUUAAAAAGAUAAUUGAGUGUGUUUCGGUUCACCCCCACUGGAAGGUGAGACUGGAACUGAUAGACCUUGUCGAGGCCCUUCUUGUGAAGUGCAGUCAGUCACUGGUCGAGUCGGCUGGCCCCCUUCUGAAGGCGUUGGUGAGUCUAGUGAAUGAUGAGAGCUCUGAAGUCCAAGCCCACUGCAGUAAGGCUCUGAGACAUUUUGCAGAUCAGAAAGUAGUGGUGGGCAACAGGGCCUUUGCUGACAUCUUGUCGGAAAACCUACAUUCCCUUGCCACAUCUCUUCCACGCCUAAUGAACUCCCAAGAUGAUCAGGGCAAAUUCUCUACUCUCUCCUUGUUACUCGGUUAUCUGAAACUCUUGGGCCCAAGAGUGAACUUUGUCCUCAACUCUGUGUCCCAUCUCCAGCGCCUUUCCAAAGCACUUAUCCAAGUUCUAGAAUUAGACGUGGCUGACAUCAAGGUUGUUGAAGAGCGACGCUGGAACUCAGGUCAUCUGAGUGCUUCUCCGAAGACUUCAGCUGCAGGGCCACGACGUCAGAUCCAGAGGAGGUAUUUCCGCUUCUUCACCGAUGAGAGGGUUUUCCUGCUCUUGCGGCAGGUUUGUCACCUUCUGGGCUUUUACGGGAACCUCUAUUUGCUUGUGGAUCACUUUCUGGAACUGUACCACGAAUCUGCGGUUUACCGGAAGCAAGCCGCCAUGAUUCUGAAUGAACUGGUUGCAGGGGCUGCUGGGCUGGAGGUGGAGAAUCUUCAUGAAAAACAUACUGAAACAAGCCCAGAGGAACUGAGAGAGAUUGUGACGUCUAUACUUGAAGAAUACACGAGCCAAGAAAACUGGUAUUUGGUCACUUGUAUCGAAGCUGAAGAAAUGGGAGAGGAGCUAACAGUGAAGCAGUCAGGCCUCCAGGCUAUCACAUCUGGUGCUCACACCUGCCAAGUUUCAUCUUUUCUAGCCUUCUCAAACCCCAGUCCCACUAUUUGCUCCAUGAACAGCAACAUCUGGCAAAUAUGCAUCCAGUUGGAAGGGAUUGGCCACUUUGCAUAUGCACUAGGAAAAGACUUUCGUUUGCUCUUGAUGUCAGCGCUCUAUCCAGUACUGGAGAAGGCUGGAGACCAAACCCUUCUCAUUAGUCAGGCAGCUGCCAGCGCCAUGAUGGACAUUUGCCACGCUUGUGGCUACGACUCCCUGCAGCACCUGAUCAAUCAGAAUUCAGACUAUUUGGUGAAUGGGAUCUCUUUAAAUCUGCGUCAUCUGUCUCUGCACCCCCAUACCCCAAAGGUCUUGGAAGUCAUGCUGCAGAACUCGGACGCUAGCCUGCUUCCUUUGGUGGCAGAUGUGGUUCAAGAUGUCUUGGCUACUCUGGACCAAUUUUAUGAUAAGAGAGCUACUUCCUUUGUUAGUGUUCUGCACGCCCUGCUGGCAGCAUUAGCCCGGUGGUUCCCAGACACAGGUAAUCUCGGGCAACUCCGAGAGCAAAGUGUCGGGGAGGAGGGAAGUCAUUUGAGCCAAAGACUGGCAACUCUUGAGGAAGGACUUGAGAAUACCACCACAGCUGAAGACAUUGAACAGUUUUUGCUGAACUACCUCAAGGAAAAGGAUGUGGCAGAUGGAAAUGUCUCAGAUUUUGAUAAUGAAGAAGAGGAGCAGGCAGACCCUCCCAAAUUGGAAGAGAAUGACACCCGACCCGAUAUGGAACCACCACUGCCCGUGCACAUCCAGAUCGCCACGGAUGUGAUGGAACGCUGCAUCCACUUGUUGUCAGAUAAAAAUCUGAAAAUCCGCUUGAAGGUCUUGGAUGUACUGGAUCUGUGUGUGGUAGUUCUACAGUCCCACAAGAACCAGCUCCUUCCCUUGGCUCAUCGGACCUGGCCCUCACUCGUGCGCCGACUCACCAACGAUGACCCCCUGGCGGUACUCAGAGCCUUCAAGGUUUUGCGUACCCUGGGAGGCAAGUGUGGCGAUUUUCUAAGGAGUCGGUUCUGCAAAGAUGUCCUGCCAAAGCUGGCUGGCUCCUUGGUCACCCAGGCUCCCGUCAGUGCCAGGGCUGGACCAGUUUACUCCCAUACGCUGGCCUUCAAGUUGCAGCUGGCUGUCUUGCAGGGCCUGGGCCCCCUCUGCGAGAAACUGGACCUAGGUGAGGGUGACCUGAAUAAAGUGGCUGCCGCCUGCUUGAUUUACCUCAGCGCCAAACAGCCCGUGAAAUUACAAGAGGCUGCCAGGAGCGUUUUCCUCCACUUGAUGAAAGCAGACCCGGACUCCACCUGGUUCCUCCUGAACGAACUUUACUGUCCCAUGCAGUUCACACCCCCCCACCCCAGCCUCCAUCCUGUGCGGUUCCAGGGAGCCACCGAGCAGCAGAACCCAUACUCCGCCAACGUGCUCCGCCUGCUCCGGGAGCUGCAGUGACCCCGCCCCUCCCCCAGGGGCAAGCAGGCGCCAGGGGAGCCCUCCCCCACCCCUUCCUAGGACAUGGGGCUGACCCCACCCUAGCCGAAGGCGGUGGUGGCAGCAGCAGAGAAGACUUCAAAGGUGGGUUAGACAGCUGAUCAAUUUAUAAAUUGAUCGAUCACACAAAUGCUUAGAAAUUGGAUUAAAGGAAAGUAGCCAACUGUUAUUUAUAUUUCAUACCUGGUGUUUUCAAAUGACAUUGUCUGGCGGCUCUAAGGGCUUAACUCCUUAGUUUACCAUCUCUGCAGCCCCAGCCGCCUCACAGGCCACUCCACACCAGCACACCCACACCGGAGAGCUUAAGGACACGUGGGCCUGUACUCCGCAUCACAUGUGUCCUCUGAGUGCCUGAGGACCACGUGGAACCGUCACACGUCCAGGAGCCUUCAGAACAGCCCUGCACUCCUCAAAUCAUGAGGUGGAACUAACCCGUGGCACCUAACCUGUUCUUUGGAAGAAAAUGAAAUAAAGGCACUUCUUGGAUGAAAA
This is a messenger RNA of Equus quagga, 3961 nucleotides long. RefSeq names its product TELO2 interacting protein 1 (gene TTI1). Gene Ontology annotation, cellular component: cytoplasm. Lineage: Eukaryota; Metazoa; Chordata; Mammalia; Perissodactyla; Equidae. The transcript has 9 exons. The record is from RefSeq and is a predicted model, not a curated record. Gene Ontology annotation, biological process: chromatin remodeling. The coding region runs from base 152 to 3430 and encodes 1092 amino acids.